ACGGGACUGAGGAGUAGCUGCCGCCGCCGUCGGAGCCUUCGGUUCCGGAGCUGCCACCUGCGGGUUUGGCGGGGCUGGUGCGGGCGGCGGGACGGUCCCCGAGAGCCGCCGCCCCCGCUGGGAUCGCGAUGCCGUGAAGCCUAAAAACACCGCAUGUGAAUGAAACACCACUCUUACUGGAUUUUGAAUUGCGUUCACCAUGGGACAGCAAAUUUCUGAUCAGACGCAAAUGGUUAUAAACAAGUUGCCUGAAAAAGUAACCAAACACAUCUCUCUGUUUCGAGAAAGUGGUUCUCUUACCUAUGAGGAAUUUCUGGGGAGAGUAGCUGAACUGAAUGAUGUAACUGCAAAAGUGGCUUCUGGCCAAGAAAAGCACCUCCUGUUUGAGGUACAGCCAGGGUCAGAUUCCUCUGCCUUUUGGAAGGUGCUGGUCCGAGUGGUGUGUACCAAGAUUAACAAAAGCAGUGGAAUUGUAGAAGCUUCAAGAAUCAUGAAUCUGUAUCAGUUUACCCAGCUUUAUAAAGAUAUCACAAGUCAAGCAGCAGCAGUCCUGGAACAAGGCCCAACAACUUCAGAAGGGGCUGCGGAAGGCUUGCCUGCUGUGUCUUCCUGUCAUGCCAGCAUCUGGAUGGGAAGAGUGAAGCAGCUGACAGAUGAGGAGGAGUGCUGCAUUUGCAUGGAUGGGCGAGCUGACCUCAUUCUGCCCUGUGCCCACAACUUUUGUCAGAAGUGCAUUGAUAAAUGGAGUGAUCGACACAGGAACUGUCCUAUCUGCCGCCUACAGAUGAGUGGGGUCAAUGAUUCUUGGGUUGUAUCUGAUGCACCUACAGAAGAUGACAUGGCUAACUAUAUACUUAACAUGGCUGACGAGGCCGGCCAGCCUCACGUGCCGUGAAACUAGGGACUUCUCAUGGUAACUUGGGCUGGAAAUCCCAUUUGGGGAUGGAGUGAAGAGUAUAGGGGCGUCAGUGUCAUGAGCACAUGAAAAUUGGAUCCUUCCCUCACCCCGUCUCUAUUUUUGCCACUCUGUCCCACAAUUUAUUCCAUCCCUUUUGAUAAAGUUCACGAAUCUUUGUUUUAAUCUAAAUCUAAAUUACUGUUUUAAAUCUUUGUACAUGAGCCAGUCUUAGGUUGGUAAGUAUCCCAACAGGUCUGUGGUAUUCUCUGAGAGCACUCUGGCUGCUAGUUAGAGAAGCAUCCUCUUGAGAAACUUCUGAAACACUGGUUUUAGUUAGGUAGAUUAGGUUCCAACCAAUCCUGAGUGUUCAGUGGUCAUAGUUUUCUGACACAAGCUGAACCCAAUUUAAAACAACUGAAGAUAGAAAAUAAAUCCAAGUGUUCAUUACUACUAAACUAGUCGUUUUACUGGAAUUUAAGGGGUAGUUAUUGCCCCCUCCUGGUUAAUCAGGGCUCCAUUAAUGAUCUCUGCAUGAAGUAACCACAAAAGCUACCUAAUCAAGCAGUUUGUGAUUCAGAGAGAAGAGUUGAUGAAAUCUGUUUAUUUCAAAGAGAGUAAGAAAUUUAGAGCUUCUGAAAUAUAUAUAUAUUGGGGGGGGGGCUCAGACUCAUUGUGGGCAGCUUGAUGGUUUCUAACACCUCUUAUGAAAAACCCUGAGGUUUGAGAGGGACAGUUUUUCUUGAUAGAAAAGCUCCAAAGUCUUAUACUUUCAAACUCUACAUACUGGAAGCAAAUCUUUAGUAAAUGAUAAAUUACUCAGUAUUGACAUGGUUCUUGUUAGUGUCAUGAUUUGGUAGAAAUGCUCACACUUAGGGGGUUAAAAGGCUAAGAAACCAGUGGUCCUGCUUCUUCCCCAGAAGUGUAGGACCUCCUGAAACGAGAGAGGAAGUUCAGGCUGCUUUGAUAAGAAUAUUUAGAAACAAAAGUAGUAAGAAUGCAACAUAGGCAGUGUUCUAAUAGCCCUUCAGCCUCCUUUGUGAAAGAGGAAAAUGUUCACAAAGAAAGCUUUUGGUUUAUCUUGCCUCCUAACUUUCAGCAGUCAUGAAACAGUUUCCUUUAAAAACAAACGCAUCCAACCCUCCAAGGAAGCCAUUCCGACAUGUUUAGUUCAAGCUGCAAACAUAGGAAUUGCUGUAAGCACUGGGGCAGAUGAUUUAUGUUGCUGUUUCAGGGAGUGGCUGCAGGACUGUGUGUGUAAAUAGAAGGUUGAUUUUUUUUUUUUUAGCAAGUGUGCAAAUAAAAUGAAUGAUCCAUUUGUAGAAAAACACUCGUUCCUUUCUUAUUGGUUGUUUUCCACCCCGCAGUUGUAGGGAUAAGGUCUGAGGAGCAGCCCCCACAGAUUCUGCCCCCCUUUUCAGGUCUGUGACUAAAUUAAGAGCCGAUGGGUGUUUGUUGGCUAAGUGCCUUAGGGCCAAAUCUGGAUAUGUUUUCUGAAUUUGACUUGUCUUCAUAAGCCUCAUUCAAGCUGCUUUUUCAUAUAGGCACAUACACAGUACAUGUACGAUGUCAUACUUUGGCCUUACUUAAAAAUAGAAUCGCCAAGAAAACCAACUAGUUGGCUCUUGCAGUUUUCAGCCGAAUCAUAGAAAACACAUCGAGCAGCGGUGCCUGGACAGUGUUUGGAUUUCAGUGGUACCCUCUAUGUCUGGAAGCGAGGGCCUGCCUGGAAAUUCUAUUCUUAGACUGGCUCUGGUUCCAGGGCAUUCAUGUCUUCCCACUCCCAUUUUCUUGUAAUUCCAUUAAAGGCCAGGACAUUGCUGUUUGGAAUAUGUGAAAAGGGCUACAGUUGUAAGGAUGAGGGGAGUAAUGAGAACCCUAGCCAGAGAAAUUAAAGUUCCUUGUCUUGGUGGACAGUGAGUAGAAGUGAUGACCAUGAUAACUGACAUGGUAGUUUGAGUUUUCAAAGCGCUCUAUACACAUUAUCUCAUUGAAGCCUCACAACAACCCUGCAAAGUAGUACCUCCAGUUACUAUCCCAUUUUACAGAUGGGUACACUGAGGUUUAGAGAGAGGAAAUAAUUUGCCCAUGGUGACACAGUUAGUGUCAGAGGCAGGAUUUGAAUCAAGGUCUUCCCGAGUCCACAUGCAGGACUCUCCAACUCCACUCAGCAGAAACACUUCCGUAGGCCGACUUUCACUGUGUCAUCUCUGCAGGCUGGCCUUUUACCAUUUUCUUCCACAUAUCUUUUCUCUUUCAGGGAGUCAAUGACCAGCCAAGAGCACUGAGGAAAUCUGAUAUUUAUCAAAACCUCUCCCAUUUUGCAGACACGUCCCUCCCCAAACACUGCAGUAUCAUCACAUCAUUUCACUAACCUCAUCAACAUAAAUGGGAAACAGACAGCCCCAUGUCUUUGCUGACUCUAAGCUUUAGGACUUUUCCUUCACACGUGAAUGAAAUGUAGUUUCUACUGUAGGAUUAACCGACUCCUAAAGUUGUCAUUUUGCUUAAAGGUGAAGAUGUAAACUUUUUUAUCUUAGACUUUUAAAUCUUUUGUAAUUAGAAAGUACUAAAAUGCACUUGCUGUGCCGGGAGGUAGGAACUGUGGUAUGACUUGUGCCUUCCAGAGCUGGGGAUAAUCUCUUAUACACUCACUCUAAGGAACUGGAUCUGUUUGUUAAUUGACAAAAUGUCCUUUUCUUAAAUGCACUAAAAGGGUUCCACAAUCUACUGAUAACUAUAGGCUAUUAAUGUGCUAGGAUGAGUUUGAAUAUGAGCUGCUUUCUUCUACAUUUAGAUGCAAAUAGAGCUAUUUAAAAUAGCAAUGCUUCAUGAGUAAAGAUACUAUUUCUUAAACUUUCUGAAAGUCACAUGUGAGUUUGCUGUUAGAUGCAUCAGGGACUAAUAAAUACCCCAGUCUGUAUUAUUAGGACAGAUUGAUAAAUUGUGCAAUAAAUAAUUAGGGGGUGGGACAGAGAAAAAACAGCUAUUGACAAUUGUUUUUUCUUACAAUUGUAUGAUUUACUCUUGUUAUUAUGUAUUAUAAUUGGUUGAAUCUGUGGACUAACUAUAAAUUUAUAUCCCUUAGAGGGCUGUUUUUAUAUAUUGUACAUUGGGUUCUAUUGUAUUUCUGACUGAUUUGUGACCUUUUCUCCCUGUUUAAAAAAAAUCAAUUACAAUUCAUUUGAGCUGGUUAUUGGAACCAGCCCUCCCCAUGCCCAGAUUGCUUGGUGUGAUAAGGUAUUGACUGUGGGUGGUGAACCAGCUGCUGCUUACUGCCACAGUCCCUGUGGUAAUUGGUUCUCAGUGGUAUUGGUGAAUAAUUGGAGCACUGGAGAGGAUCGGGCUUAUUUCAAAAAAACAAUUCAAGCCACAUUUGCUAUAUUUACCAAAGAAUGGGGAGAAAACCAUUUAAAAGACAGGGAGAAUUAGCUUCCCAUCUGUGUGGUGGGCACAGGAGCAAAGAUGUCUUUGUGAAUGAAUGAAUGAAUGAAAACACAAGGGAGAUCUCUUGUGUAAGUCUGUCUUUUUGUAAGAUUUGAGGAAAGUAGUAAAGAUAACCGCUACACUA
Molecule: messenger RNA, 4466 nt
Organism: Dromiciops gliroides (monito del monte)
Lineage: Eukaryota; Metazoa; Chordata; Mammalia; Microbiotheria; Microbiotheriidae
Gene: RNF141
Product: ring finger protein 141
Exons: 6
Coding region: 200-895 (231 amino acids)
Biological process (GO): protein autoubiquitination
Molecular function (GO): ubiquitin-protein transferase activity
Source: RefSeq, a predicted model, not a curated record